This is a messenger RNA of Penaeus indicus, 678 nucleotides long. RefSeq names its product Kv channel-interacting protein 4-like. The transcript has 6 exons. The annotation marks the transcript as partial. Gene Ontology annotation, molecular function: calcium ion binding. The record is from RefSeq and is a predicted model, not a curated record. NCBI's taxonomy places the organism in Eukaryota, Metazoa, Arthropoda, Malacostraca, Decapoda, Penaeidae.
GUGCAGAAUUCUAACACAGUUACUUCUCUUCCAGAGACCGUUCGGCCGGUGAAACACAGACCAGUCAAGCUUGAGGAACUAUGCAAACAAACAAAGUUUACCCGACAGGAGAUACGGCUCAUGUACAGGGGGUUCAAACAGGAAUGCCCAGAGGGUGUAGUCCAAGAAGACACUUUUAAAGAAAUAUAUGCCAAGUUCUUUCCACAUGGAAAUUCCAGUUUGUACGCACACCACGUUUUCAAGGCUUUCGACCUAAACAGCAACGGACAGAUUAGCUUCAGGGAUCUAUUAGUAAGCUUGUCGCAGCUCCUUCGAGGCAACGCGUACGACAAGCUCAAGUUCGCCUUCAAGCUCUACGACGUGAACGGCGACGGAUGCAUCACGAAGGCAGAGCUCACCGACAUCGUUUCGUCCGUUCACGAGCUCAUGGGGAGAUGUAGCCACAACAGACACGUCGAGGACAAGCAGACGAGGGAACACGUAGAGCGACUCUUCAAGAAGUUGGACCUCAACGGGGACGGCGUCGUCACGAUCGACGAGUUCUUGCAGUCGUGUAUGCAGCAACCUCAGUCAAAGGAAAUCCAGUCUAAGCAACUUCAGUCAAAGGAAAUCCAGUCUAAGCAACUUCAGUCUAAGAAAGUCCAGUCUAAGUACCUUCAGUCGUCGAGUGUGAUUUGA